This is a messenger RNA of Camellia sinensis, 1405 nucleotides long. Its product is annotated as trans-resveratrol di-O-methyltransferase. The record is from RefSeq and is a predicted model, not a curated record. Gene Ontology annotation, molecular function: protein dimerization activity; O-methyltransferase activity. NCBI's taxonomy places the organism in Eukaryota, Viridiplantae, Streptophyta, Magnoliopsida, Ericales, Theaceae.
UAUAUAUAGAUAUAAAUGUUUGCAAGAGUUGCGUUGUACAUGAAGCAUAAUAAGGCAUAUCUUAAUAAGAUGGAUAUGACCAAUGAUGAACGACGGAUAGAGCUACUCAACUCUCAAGCUCACAUAUGGAACCACAUAUUCAACUUCAUAAACUCUAUGUCACUAAAAUGUGCAAUUCAACUAGGCAUACCAGACAUAAUCUACAAACAUGGCCGAGCCAUGCCUCUCUCGGAGCUCGUCGCAGCUCUUCCAAUCAACCAUUCCAAAGCCCAGUGUGUCUACCGCCUCAUGCGCAUCCUCGUGCAUUCCGGCUUCUUUACUGAGGAGAAGCUCUCCGAAAAUGCGAAGGAAGAACAAGACGGCUAUUUGCUCACACCGGCCUCUCGGCUCCUACUGAAAGAUGAGCCAUUGAGCGCCACCCCAUUUUUGUUGGCCAUGUUAGAUCCAAUCUUGACAAAGCCAUGGCAUCAUGUGAGUGAAUGGUUCCAAAAUGGCGAUCCCACGCCGUUUGGCACAGCUCAUGGAAGGACGAUUUGGGAAUAUGGGCAACAUGAACCAAGGCUGAACCAUUUCUUCAAUGAAGCAAUGGCUAGUGAUGCCCGGUUAGUCGCAAAGGUGCUUGUUAAGGACUGUAAGGGGGUUUUUGAGGGCUUGCACUCGUUGGUUGAUGUUGGAGGUGGCACGGGCACAGUGGCAAAGGCCAUUGCUGAUGCUUUCCCAAACUUGAAGUGCACUGUGUUGGAUCUCCCACAUGUGGUUUCCGGCUUGCAAGGGACUGACAAGUUGAACUAUGUUGGGGGUGAUAUGUUUGAGGCUAUUCCUUCUGCAGAUGCAGUUUUACUAAAGUGGAUAUUGCAUGAUUGGAGCGAUGAGGAGUGCAUAAAAAUACUGAAGAGAUGUAAAGAAGCAAUUGGAAGCAACAAAGAGAAAGGAGGAAAGCUGAUUAUCAUAGACAUGAAAGUUGAGAACCAGAAAGCAGGAGAUCAUGACGAGUCAAUGGAAACACAACUCCUCUUGGACAUGCUUAUGAUGAUUUUGUACACAGGCAGGGAGAGAACUGAGCAAGAAUGGGCCAAGCUCUUCUUCGAUGCCGGUUUUAGUGACUAUAAAAUCACUCCCAUUCUGGGUUUGAGGUCUCUCAUUGAGGUUUAUCCUUAGAACAAUUCAAUUCAAACUUGUCAUGGUUUAUUAUGCUUUGCUUAGCAACAUGAGUCUCUCCUUUUGUUUUGUUUAUAUGGUUCGCAUCGCAUGUGUUUGUGCGGUGUUGAUCGUGCCAGUCACCUUAUCAUCCUAGUAUGGUGUUGUGCUACAAUCGUGUGCUUCUAUAAUAAAAUUUAGAGAAUGAAUGUAUAUUUAUCUGUUUGAAAAAUGCUAUAUCUCAAUGAAUUUUUGUGACUAUUUUGUA